AUGACUGCUUUCAAUCCCCUUACUGCCAUCUUAAUCAAAACAAACUUGUGGGUCCGAAUUAUUGUUCUACUUGCUGAAGAGUACAAAUUUGUGCUCGAUGAGGUGUGUCCAGAAAAACCUGGAGAUGAUGCCACAGAUGAUGAACAAAAGGAUUACCAGAAAUGGAUUAAGGCUGAUGAGAUGGCGCGGUGUUACAUUUUGGCAUCCAUGUCAAAUGUUCUGCAACACCAGCAUCAGUCGAUGGAGUCUGCUUAUGACAUUCUGGAAAAUCUCAAAGAAAUGUUUGGAGAUCAGAAUCGUGCGGCUAAGCAGACUGCCAUGAAAGCCCUUCUGAAUACCAAAAUGGUUGAAGGUUCAUCGGUCCUUGGAGCUAACAUUAAUAAGGACACGCAGGUUGAAAUGAUCCUGCGGACUUUGCCUGACAGUUUUCAGCAGUUUCGCCUGAAUUAUAACAUGAACAAAAUGGAUUUGUCCCUUGCGAAAUUGCUGAAUGAGCUGCAGUCGGCAGAGACUAUUAUCAAGUCACAAGCUCCUCGUGUGGCGUUGAAUUUUGAGGCAGGCUAA
Nicotiana attenuata is the source of this 564-nucleotide messenger RNA. RefSeq lists its product as uncharacterized. The coding region runs from base 1 to 564 and encodes 187 amino acids. NCBI's taxonomy places the organism in Eukaryota, Viridiplantae, Streptophyta, Magnoliopsida, Solanales, Solanaceae. The record is from RefSeq and is a predicted model, not a curated record. The transcript is spliced from 3 exons.